AAUACAGUGUUAGAAGAAUGAAUCAUUACGUUCCUCUGGAUAUGUCGUCCAAGAAACAGUGUAACGCUUUUAGCAAUCGGCGUUACAUGCCGUAUGUUCCUCGAAGCAGUUAUAUGCCAUCCGUUUCUCGACAUGAAACUGUUUCGUGCAAGAAACAGCAUGAUGCGUAAGUACUCUAAAAUUAUUGUAUAUUUGUUCAUACUUUUCCUAAUUUACUUGUAUUUAUUUUACUUUAUGUAUUCUUUCAGUUCUGAUAAACCUCGUUACACGCCUCGUAUCAUGAGCAGGAGAUUCGCCCUGACAUCUACCGCGUACAAAUACUUGGAUGUUGGAAUCUGCGUGGUACCUGAUGCAUCCUAUGUGGAAUUCAUUCUCGGCGACAAUCGUGGAAAUAAGAUGGCGUUAAAUCAUUCAACGUGGAUGGAAUUUAACAAGAAACGUGCCGAAAUAGAGCAGCUCUUCAAGUCAACAGACGCAUCAUCAUCAUCAUCAUCAUCAUCGGUACAGAUUGACAAUUUAGUUUUAGAACUUGUUAGAAUGUACAAAAAAAAGUUGUAAAAUUCACGUUAGAUGACACUUGCAUGUACAUGAACAUGUCAACUGUAUUCUUUUUACUCAAUCUCGAACAUUGUGAAGAGCAUGUAUAUCGCAAACUGUCGGAGGGUAUAGAAGCUGUAAUUGAAAGCUU
Molecule: messenger RNA, 688 nt
Organism: Vollenhovia emeryi
Lineage: Eukaryota; Metazoa; Arthropoda; Insecta; Hymenoptera; Formicidae
Exons: 2
Coding region: 94-558 (154 amino acids)
Source: RefSeq, a predicted model, not a curated record